AUGUUAUGCAUUCAACUAGCCUAUUUAAAUCAUCGUCAAUCAGGCGCACGUCAUUAUGUCCUUCUUGCAAAUGUUUUUCUACUUGUAGUCGUACAACAUGUUCAUGCUCGUGCAAAUCAACUUCGGUCUCAGGUCUCGUCAGCAAUGAUAUUUCGUCCAACAGCCAUAUCGACCCCAGCUCAAUCAGGGAUGUUAUUCCAUCCAAUAGCUAUAUCAACACCACUUGAAGAUAAUACAUCAACGAUAAAAGACACAUCUGAAAAUAUCAAUCAUCGUUGUACAAAUAGCCAUAUUAUCGUUUUAAAUUCGACAAUAAACAAUCAACGGCAUUUAGUUAAUAUAGCACCGGAUAAGUCAAUAAAUGUUUUACCAGCAGGAAUUCCAUCAAAUGUUCCUUUUUCAGUAUCGCAAACAAACUUACAAGAAAAAUCAAAGGAUGAAAGAGGAAAUGAAGCUCUUCAAAGAGAAAUUUCAAUCAAAGAAGAUGAUGAUCGAUUCAACCGAGUAAAUUUUUUUUUUAAAUAUUGCGACAUCUAG
This is a messenger RNA of Rotaria sp. Silwood1, 537 nucleotides long. Lineage: Eukaryota; Metazoa; Rotifera; Eurotatoria; Philodinida; Philodinidae. The record is from the annotation of a GenBank genome assembly.